Molecule: messenger RNA, 591 nt
Organism: Brassica oleracea var. oleracea
Lineage: Eukaryota; Viridiplantae; Streptophyta; Magnoliopsida; Brassicales; Brassicaceae
Product: glutathione S-transferase T3-like
Exons: 3
Coding region: 1-591 (196 amino acids)
Source: RefSeq, a predicted model, not a curated record
AUGAAGAUACUUGAAGUAUUCGGCAGUCAAGCUACUGAAGGAUGCAACUUCGAAGAGAGCAGUCCUACAGAGCGUAAAGAAAGAAGGAGUUGGAGUCCAAUAGAGGAUGUCGUGCUCAUCAGCUCGUGGCUGAACACAAGCAAAGAUCCCGUUGUUGGGAAUGAGCAAAGGUCAGUUUCAUUCUGGAAAAGAAUUGCAGCAACGCCAGUCCCAAGCUUGUUGGAUGUGAAACGAGGGAGUCGUCUCAGUGCAAGCAAAGAUAGCACAGGAUCAAUGACCUGCAACCACAAAAAGAAGUUCACCUUAGAGCAUGCAUGGAAGGAAUUGUGCAAUGACCAGAAGUGGUCUGAGCUAUCUACUGCAAAAAAUGAUGGAAGUUCGAAGAAGAGGAAGGUUGACGACGCUUCACAGUCAGAGAGCUCUCAAGCAAUUGAAACCGAUGAUGAAAGAACCAACCGUCCCCGUGGCGUUAAGGCAUCAAAAGCCGGUGGGAAGAAGGCAAUGGUUGAUGGCAAGGAGGUUGCUAAGUUUCAGACGAUGUGGACAAUCAAGAAGCAGGAUUUGGAGAUAAAGGAAAUGCUUCCAAGAUGA